Sclerotinia trifoliorum is the source of this 1116-nucleotide messenger RNA. The record is from the annotation of a GenBank genome assembly. Lineage: Eukaryota; Fungi; Ascomycota; Leotiomycetes; Helotiales; Sclerotiniaceae.
AUGGUGCCCUCAAAACAUUCUCCCACUCCAUGCUCUGGGAGUUUGCGUUCGUAUACUGAGUCUGACAACGAUGGUCAGGAAGUCGUACGGGUCAGGACCUCUUGCGAUGACGCAAGAUAUUGUGAUAAAAAACUAUCCGCACCCUGUAGCAUUUCCUUCGACAUUGGACCAGCCUAUUACCCACGAUUUCUCCAAAAGAAAUCUUGGGAGAUUGAAUCACCCGAGGAAUCAGAAUCUGGAUCUACACAUGAACCUUCUAACAUAUCUCCAAUCGUAUCUCCACUCGUAUCGCCACUCACAUCUUCAGCUGAAUCCAUGACUUGCACCGUGUCUAAUCAAGGCCCAUCACAGAGAGACGACGAGUCGAUAACAGAAAUAGAUGAAGCAACUCAACGUAAAUCCGACCUCCGAGAACAACUCGAGAUGGAAAGAGCCAAAAGCUCCGCUUUGAAAAAGGAAAGAGAUGACGCAGUUCUAUGCGCAACGGAUCUAAAGACGAAAUUUGACAUAGUGGAGAAGGAGAAAGACGACGCGGAAAAGCAACUUUGUAAAACACGUCAGGAGAUCUCAAUGUUGGAGAAGCGACGGAAUGGAAUAUUUUGGGGGGAGAAAUCAGCUUUGGUUCAGGCUGAGAGAGAUCAAGCUAUUACGCGCGAAUCGGACAGUUUGGAAUUGAAGCAAAAAGCGGAGAAGGAAAGGGAUGAUGCGUUGGAGCUUGUGACGCGGGUCUACGAAUUUCAGAAGGAAACGCUGGAGGAAAGGAACGAAGCUCGUAGAAUUGCAUUGAAGAGAUUGAAGGAGACGGAGCAGGCGGAGAAGGAGAGAGAUGAGGCGCAGCGACUUGCAGCUGAGAGUUCAAAACAGACGAAGCAAGCGCAGAAACUGGAAAAUGAAGCAGAAGUACGAGUAGGAAAAUUACUGUGGGAAAAAUUACUAAGAGAGGGGAUGCAGAAGGAAAGAGAUGAAGCCCGUCGGCAUUUGAAAGAAGCGGAACAAAGAUGUUACCGAUGGAAGCGGGAGUUAGACCUACUACGCGAGGAGAUAGAGGAGAUGAAGGGGGAGAAUAAGAAAAGAGGAUGGCACCGGACUUCUUUUCUUGGUGCGUUGUUUGACUGA